Callithrix jacchus (white-tufted-ear marmoset) is the source of this 2186-nucleotide messenger RNA. Its product is annotated as putative speedy protein-like protein 3. Gene Ontology annotation, molecular function: protein kinase binding. Gene Ontology annotation, biological process: positive regulation of cyclin-dependent protein serine/threonine kinase activity. Lineage: Eukaryota; Metazoa; Chordata; Mammalia; Primates; Cebidae. The record is from RefSeq and is a predicted model, not a curated record.
CACCAUUGACCCCAGGAGAUCCAGACACUAUUGACCCUGGAUCUCCAGGAAAAGAGACCAGCCUGGCAGUUACAUGUGUUGUUCUUCAAACUGGUAGCCAGGUUGGAAUGACCGAUGACAUCAGAGAUUCCAACCUUCCUGAUUGGACCACACUCUGUGGGCGCUCAGACACCCAGGUACACAACAGUAUCUUCUCAGAGCGGUUCUCCACUCCUGACUUCUCCCCAGCCUUGAGAAUAGAUAACGCAUUUUUACUGGUCCUGAUAGAGUGUGGAAGAAGGCUUUAGACAGAACAGGGAACAGGUUCCGUGGGAGGGAACACAGUUUGGGAGACACCAUGGCCAGCUGUCAACUGCAGCCGCAGCUUGAGGAGAGGAGCCCCCAGCCUAGCAUCUCGGGGUACCCCCUCCUGGAGGUGACAGAUGAUGAAGUGCCAGGACCAUCAGUCCUUUGGGUAGAUCCCGGCACCCCGAGUAAGUUCCUUUACUGGAACAUGAAGAGGGAGUGGUCGGACGAAUCUGAGGAGGAGCCCAAGGAGGAGACAGAGAAGAAGCCUGAGGAGACCUGGGUGCUGGACCCCCUGUCUGGGCUCAAGAUUAAGUUAAAGCAAGAGCCAGUGUCACCCGUGCUCCCUGAGGACUACAAGGCUUUUAACACGCCGCCUGAUUCCAGCCCGCCUAAUUUCCUUCCUUGGCAAAAGAAGAGGGACUGGUCAGGCGAAUCUGAGGAGGAGCUGAAGGAGGAGAUAAAGAAGGAGCGCGCCCCUGAGCCUGAGGAGACCUGGGUGCUGGACACCCUGUGUGGGCUCAAGAUGAAGCUCAAACGACAGCGAGUGUCACCCGUGCUGCCUAAGCGCUAUGAGGCCUUCAACACGCUGCUUGGUCCCAGUUCGCCUUGGAUCCUUUGCCGUAAAAGGAAGAGGGAGUGGUUGGACGAAUCUGAGGAGGAGACAGAGAAGGAGACAGGGAAGGAGCACACCCCCGAGCCUGAGGAGACCUGGGUGCUGGAGAGGCUUCAGGGGCUCAAGAUGAAAAUUAAGUGGCGGCGAGUGUCAACCGUGCUCCCUGAGCACCACCAGGCCUUCAACAGGCUGCUUGAGGAUCCUGUCGUGAAAAAAUUCCUGGCCUGGGACACAUAUCUGCUGGCAUCCGACAAGUACCUGCUGGCCAUGGUCAUAGCAUAUUUUAGCCGCACCAGCCUCCUCUCCUGGCAGUACGAACGCAUUCAUUUCUUCCUGGCUCUCUACCUGGCCAAUGACAUGGAGGAGGACAACCAGGGCCCCAAACAAGCCAUCUUCUACUUCCUGUAUGGGAAGGACCGCUCCCAGCGACGCUUAUUCCAGAAGCUUCGGUUCCAGUUCUUCUGUUCCAUGUGCUGCAGGGCUUGGGUUUCCCCAGAGGAGCUGGAGGAGAUCCAGGCUUAUGACCCAGAGCACUGGGUGUGGGCACGAGAUCGUGCCCACUUUUUAUAGAACUACAGCACCGUGGAGGCCUGAGGUCAUCGGCCUGAGAGAAGAACACCGGGCCCGGGGAGAUGCGGAUUUUCAGCACGAAGUUUAUUCCAAUGCUAAUGACAUACACCAGGAAGGAGGAGAGGAGCCAUUUGUGCAGAUCAUCUAGAAGAACCUGGACUGUUCUAGAAAGACCUCAAUAGCGUGACCACGCUGUCCUCCUAGGGGUGGAGGGGCGGGGAGACGGUACUUCUAGGAGUCCGUGGAGGACAGUGAGAAACCAGGGGUGUUUCUGGUUCCACCCCUUCCUGCGGCACCACCUCCCUUUUUAUAUUGCUGAAUUCCAGCCUCUCCAGGAGCAUCUGAGGGCACAGUACAGGCGCUCAGAUUGGCACAGAAUUAUUUGUAAAGUAUGAGUGCCAUCGGAUUGUAACAGGUAGCUUCAUGCAUACUAUGCAUUUUUGUGGUUUUGGAAGUGUUGGCCAUUGAAUUAUUCCUACGUUUAUUUCAAAUAGUUUGGAAAUUGUUUUACUUUUGAAAGCUUGCUGUUCCUGUAGAGUUUUUGAUGAGAAUUAUAGCUGUUACAUAUACAGAAAUAUAGUUUUCUUUUUUUAAGAAAGAAUUGUUUAUCCUAAAUCUUUUAUUAAAUUGUUUUAUCUAUUAUGAUAUGUGCUCCUGAAGUGAGCACUCUUUGUCUAUGAUACUUACAUGAUAGUCUAUUAUAUUUAUAGCUAUG